AAUCGCCCAGCAGAUAGGAAGUCAAGGAGAUUUAGGGAGAGGAUCUUGAUUCCCACCCACUCCUAACGCGUUUCCUCGCCGUUACCUUCCUUCUUCACGCUUCAAAAAAAAAGAAAAGAAGAAAAAAAAGACAGCAAAAAAACAGAGGAUUGCUUUGAAACAGAGAGAUGGUGAUGAUGAUGAAAUCAGAGACGUUGACGCUGUUAUUGGUGAAUCUGGCUGGGAUUAUGGAGAGAGCCGACGAGUCUCUGCUUCCUGGAGUCUACAAGGAAGUCGGUGCGGCUCUCCACACCGACCCAACUGGGCUCGGCUCCCUCACUCUAUUCAGAUCCAUAGUACAGUCGGCUUGCUACCCACUCGCCGCCUACCUCGCUGUCCGUCACAACCGUGCCCACGUCAUCGCCCUCGGCGCUUUCCUCUGGGCCGCCGCCACUUUCCUCGUCGGCAUUUCCUCCACUUUCUUUCAGGUGGCAGUUUCAAGAGGUUUGAAUGGAAUAGGACUUGCCAUAGUCACACCAGCCAUUCUGUCGCUAGUUGCAGACUCAACUGAUGAGACCAACCGUGGUAUGGCUUUUGGAUGGCUACAAUUAGCAGGAAACUUUGGCUCAAUCAUUGGUGGGCUUUGUUCAGUGCUGAUAGCCUCAACAUCAUUCAUGGGUAUCGCUGGUUGGAGAAUAGCCUUCCAUCUGGUUGGGCUAAUUAGUGUUAUAGUUGGUGUUUUGGUUCGCCUCUUUGCCAAUGAUCCCCGCUUUUCUGACGGUAAUGCUAAAGCUCAAAUUCCAAAUAAACCCUUUUGGUCAGAAAUGAAAGACCUGGUUAAAGAAGCAAAAUCAGUAAUGAAAAUAUCAUCUUUCCAAAUAAUUGUGGCCCAAGGUGUUGCCGGAUCCUUUCCUUGGUCAGCUUUGUCAUUUGCCCCUAUGUGGUUAGAGCUUAUUGGUUUCUCCCACAAGACAGUGGCAAUACUCUGGACCCUUUUUGUUAUGGCUGGAUCACUCGGUGGUCUAUUUGGAGGAAAGAUGGGGGAUAUCCUUGGCCAACGCUUUCCAAAUUCUGGGAGAAUAAUUCUGUCGCAGAUUAGCUCUGUUUCAGCUAUCCCUUUAGCUGCAAUACUGCUGCUAGUAUUGCCUGAUGAUCCUUCUACAGCAUUCAUGCAUGGUUUGAUCAUGUUCAUCAUGGGGUUAUGCAUAUCCUGGAAUGGACCAGCUACAAACAGUCCAAUAUUUGCAGAGAUAGUUCCUGAGAGAUCUCGAACAACCAUCUAUGCUUUGGAUCGAUCUUUUGAGUCUAUACUAUCUUCAUUUGCUCCCCCUGUAGUUGGGAUUCUGGCUCAGCAUGUUUUCGGUUAUAAACCAAUUCAAAAAGGCUCAACAGACUCGGAAGAAAUUGAAACAGAUAGAGAGAAUGCCGCACCACUUGCCAAGGCACUUUACUCAGCAAUUGGUAUUCCAUUUGUGAUAUGUUGCCUCUUCUACUCUUUCCUCUACUAUACUUAUCCAAGAGACAGAGAGCGGGCAAGAAUGCAUGCUUUAAUAGAGUCAGAGAUGCAACCAAUAGAGAAUCCUCCUUCUGAACAAGAAUACUCUCAACUUCAUGUUUCGGGAUUAGAUGAGCUACAAAGAAAGGAAAGAAGUGUGAUUCAAAUGUAUUAUGAAGGAGAGGAAAGCCUUAAUGUUGACGAGAAUGAUGAGAAGAGAUUGCUUUCCUGUGAGCUGCCACUGUCAGAUAAUGGCAAAUCAUAGAAGCUGGUUCACACAAGCUGGACAACCACUUACCAUGUGUAAUCAAGAAUAGCGUUAACCAACAUGAUUUUCCCAAAUUCGGUAAUGGAAGAGGAACCUCGGCUUCUGCGUUACCACAACACCCAAAGCACCAGUUCAUUUGAUUUUUCAUACUUGCUUCUCUAUCUCUUUUACAUAUUUUCAUGCCCAGAGGGAUUGAUUGGUUUUACUUCUAUAAUGAUCUUGUACAAACUUGUACAUAACACACAAAGGUAUAAUCAAAUUACAUUUUUAUAGAAUAGCUUAGAAUUAGCUGCAAUUUGUGAA
This is a messenger RNA of Camellia sinensis, 2045 nucleotides long. The record is from RefSeq and is a predicted model, not a curated record. Lineage: Eukaryota; Viridiplantae; Streptophyta; Magnoliopsida; Ericales; Theaceae.